CCCCCACCUUCCCACUUUCUCCCGUGCAGCCGAGGCGCUUUUCGUCUCCAAAGCCUGUCUCCAGAAGCAUGUCCUCACACAUGCAGCCUCGGUGCGAUGAAGCGAACCAAAAGGCGCCACCAGCUUGACAGCAUGAAAGCAGUGGCCAUGGCUAUUAACCAUGAAGCUGGAGCGAGACCCUCCCAUCGCUUCCUUCCGUCAAACAGAGCCUCUCUGGUGCUAUAUUGAACACACACUCUCUGAGUAUGCCAUCCAAGUGCGAGAAAGCCCAACGGACCGCUUAACACCCGCUAUUCCAUCUGAGUAGGAGGUGGCAACAAAAGACCAAAUGCCAUGGAUGUAUUUAAUUUCACUUACUGGAAUGCCUCCAAAGGCAAUGGCACAGAAGUUGUGGAAGAGAGCGAAAGCGCCUACAAGACUGUGGAGGUGGUGUUCAUCGUGCUGGUGGCCGGUUCUCUCAGUUUGGUUACAGUUAUUGGAAAUAUCCUGGUCAUGCUUUCCAUCAAAGUUAAUAGGAACUUACAGACGGUCAACAACUACUUUUUAUUCAGCCUCGCAUGUGCUGACCUGAUUAUUGGACUGUGCUCUAUGAACUUGUACACAGUCUACAUCGUAAUGGGCUACUGGCCCCUGGGCCCGGUGGUGUGCGACUUGUGGUUGGCCUUGGACUAUGUUGUCAGCAAUGCGUCUGUCAUGAAUCUUCUCAUCAUAAGCUUUGACAGAUAUUUCUGUGUCACCAAGCCCCUUAGCUACCCCGUCAAGAGGACCACCAAGAUGGCGGGAAUGAUGAUUGCAGGAGCCUGGGUCCUGUCUUUCAUCCUGUGGGCACCAGCUAUUCUCUUCUGGCAGUUCAUUGUCGGUGGGCGGACAGUGCCUGAGAGGGAGUGCUACAUACAGUUCUUCUCCAAUGCUGCAGUCACUUUUGGCACCGCCAUUGCCGCCUUUUACCUGCCUGUCAUCAUCAUGAUUCAGCUCUACUGGCAGAUCUCCAGAGCAAGCAAGAGCCGCGUGAAGAAGGAUGUCCGCAAGCCCUCAGCAGCCAAACCAGAGCCCCUGUCGCCUACUCAGAGGAAUAACACUCCAAAACCCAACAAUAACAACGUACAGGGGGAGGACACAGGUGGCUGCCAGAGCCAGAGUGCCAAGGAUGAAGCUAACCAUCACGAUGGAAAACUGCAAAAUGGCAAGGGACCUUCCUCGACAAAUGCUGAGGGAGAAACCGAAGGUGACGAUGUGGCGAGGGAGAACUGCGCUCCUGGAGAAGAGAAGGAAAGCUCCAAUGAAUCAACAUCUGGCAGUGUGGCUGCAUCCAAUCAGAAGGAUGAAGAGGCGGGACCCUCCGCCGCUAACUCCAGUGCUGAAACGAGCCAGCCCCUCCCCCGCCAGCGAGCCAAGGCAGGGGGCUCCAAGCUGACCUGUAUCAAGAUCAAGAGUAAAUCGCCCAAGGGUGACUGCUACACCCCAACAAACGCCACCGUUGAGAUCGUCCCGGCCUCAGAGCGGCAGAAUCACGUGGCGCGGAAGAUCGUGAAGAUGACAAAGCAACCUCCCAAGAAGAAGAAAGGACCGCCAUCACGGGAGAAAAAAGUGACCCGCACCAUAAUGGCCAUCCUGGUAGCUUUUGUUGCAACCUGGACUCCUUACAAUGUGAUGGUGCUUAUAAACACCUUCUGCUCAAGCUGCAUCCCCAACACAAUGUGGACUAUCGGCUACUGGCUGUGCUACAUCAACAGCACCAUCAACCCAGCCUGCUACGCUCUGUGCAAUGUCACGUUCAAAAAGACAUUCAAGCAUCUUCUCCUCUGCCAAUAUAAAAAUAGUAGGUCAGCCAGAUAAAUAUGGGCCACUUAGGAGGAAGAGUUGAAGUAUGAGUUGUCCGUUUGUGUGUGCCAUCUGUGUGUUUGUGUUUGUGUGUGUGAGUGUGUGUGUUUGAGUUCUGUGAGCAUGAUAAAGCCUGCAUGAGUCCAUUCGACAUUAGUUCCCUUCAUUUUAUCCUUUUGUUUUCCAAUUUCCCUCUAAAAAAUUGGUUGUAGCACUUCACACAAAUUUAACUGAUUCCAGUUGUGUCGAGAUGUGUCGUGCAGAAGCAGAACAGAUUAGGAAGGUUGCGCAAAAUUAAGUUUUACUCAAGUGUUGUAAGCUAAAAAAAUCAGGCUGUGUAAAGCACGGAGCACUUGGGAGUGACACUGAGCUGAUAAAAAAUGAGGAACGAUAAAGAGCAGAGGAAGAUCUGCACUGUACGAAAACACACAACUUCAAAUGGGAAAAUAGGGCUGACUAUCUUUUCAAACCUAAGAAGUUUGACGUUCAGUAGAGAUACAUGUAGAUAACUGUACAUAUCAGUGUAGACUCAAUAUUUAUGUCACAUGUGGAUGUGUGCUGACUCUGAGUAUGUGUGUACACUCAUGUUUGCCCCUCUUCUUACUGUCUGUCUGUGAUCUUUAUCAUGGCACUUCCAACCAGCCACAUGUAGAGUAAAGUGGGGCAGCUUGCGUAGAUUGCCUCUUUAGUGGUUACAUUAGGGCUGGAAGAUAUUCCAUCUGCUUAUGAGCCCCUGUGGGUCGCCAUCAAUACAAAA
Molecule: messenger RNA, 2578 nt
Organism: Trematomus bernacchii (emerald rockcod)
Lineage: Eukaryota; Metazoa; Chordata; Actinopteri; Perciformes; Nototheniidae
Gene: chrm2a
Product: cholinergic receptor, muscarinic 2a
Exons: 3
Coding region: 334-1836 (500 amino acids)
Biological process (GO): regulation of heart contraction; adenylate cyclase-activating adrenergic receptor signaling pathway
Cellular component (GO): plasma membrane
Molecular function (GO): G protein-coupled acetylcholine receptor activity
Source: RefSeq, a predicted model, not a curated record